AUGUCGACGGGGGCACCGUCGCUGAGCGUGGACCUCACACCACCCUCCAUUGGACACAGUCAUAAUCAUGGUCAUAGUCGCGGUCAUGGCCACUCUCGAUCGAACCGCUGGGCGCAACCACCACCUCCCCUCUCUCAGCCAGCUGGCGCGGGUUUCCAUGAACACCCGGAACCAAUCAAUGCUGUGAACUCGAGUUAUUCAUAUGGGCAUACACGUCAACCAUCGGACCACGGUCACACGCAUGCGCACGCGCAUUCCCAUUCCAGUGCACAUCACAAUCAUAACCAUAGUGUGUCGUCUCUUCACCAUAAUGUGCUAGAUGACCAUCAUUUGAAGGGAGGUGUUCAUGGAAUGUUAUCUACGGAUAGCACUGUACAGGCAGGCCGUAGUUCAGAGAAAGUCCCCGAGUAUUUGACUAGCGCACUCAUCAUGUUACCGUGGGUUGCGCUAUCUUGGUACCAGAGACAAUAUGCCCAAAGCCAAAAGUUAUCUGGUGAAGGCAUACCUGGCACGAUAGCGAAUAUCCCUGUUGGGCAAGUUGGUCAAAAGACUUGCUUUUUGACAGCGAUUACGCUUGUGCUCUUCGGCUGUGGUCAAAUUCUACGGAUCAAUCAUUACAAGGCUGGCUCGUCCAGUCUCUCAUCUGUCAAUUUGCCGAAACUAAAUGCGAAGAGCGUCCAAGCCUCACUUUCACAAAUUGUCUCAGUGGCACUGCCAAUAUUUGCAGCGAUCAAAAUCGGAGGCUUUUUGGUUGCAUUUGCGUUGCUCCUUGCAACGGCCUCAGGGAUCCCAGCCGUCAUCAAUGGGGCCCCACGCACUCAAGAGAAAUACAGUCGAAAGAUUCUUUCCAUUGCUUUGCUAGUGGUGGUUAUCAUGUCGAGUUUCUUCGGGCUGAACCAUCCUUGGGAUGUAUCUCCAUUCAUUGGAUAUGCUGCCCUAUUAGGAUCUGUGUUUGUUACCCCUCCCCCAUUCCCCUCCCUCCGUCACAAUGGGCCUAUUCCUGAGCCAGGUAUUGUUGCUGCACAGAGCAAGUCUUCACACCCGAGCAACUCCUCCGUUGUGAUCACAACUGAUGCGCCACUAGCCAUUAUAGGCGGCGCCUCGCUUGCACUUCUGACCAUACUUUUUAACCGAGGAUUUAUCUUCAGCAUCUCGGAUCUGAUGUAUCUCCUUAUCCCUACGGGUAUUUUCGCUAUUUCUCUCAUGAUUUCCCUGCCCCCAAGCCUCCGCUCUCCGCAAAAGGCUGGACUUGCGAUUUGCGCCGGGGCUGCAGCUGUGCUUUGUGCCCCACAUGCCCAGGAUGACUUGCUCAUGGUUUAUGCAACACGUGGUAUUUUGGCUACAGCCUCUUUCUUCGCCUCUCGAAGGGACGAUAUUCAUCUGCAUCUGGAUACACAUGCGCAUAACCAUACGCACGGCCAUUCACAUUCACACACAGCCUCGGGAUCCUCCCGAAUAUCAAAGUGGCUUCUCCGUAAAAGUGAACCAUAUGCGUUGCUGCAUAGCAUUCUUAAGGAGAAGGAUUCUCGUAGCAUCUUUUACUUUAUGUGUCUAAAUUUCACUUUCAUGCUUAUUCAAUUAUCUUACGGGUUCAUUACCGGAUCACUGGGGCUGCUUAGUGACAGUAUUCACAUGUUUUUCGAUUGUUUUGCGCUUGUUGUUGGCUUGUGUGCCGCUGUCAUGAGCAAGUGGCCCCCGAACGCUCGAUUCCCCUACGGCUAUGGCAAAGUUGAUACUUUGUCAGGAUUCGCCAAUGGAAUUUUCCUCAUGAUUAUCAGUGUGGAGAUCAUUUACGAAGCGGUGGAACGGCUCUCAUCUGGGAGUGAGGUGCAUCGUCUAGGUGAGCUAUUGAUGGUCAGCAUUGCUGGUCUCGCAGUCAACUUGGUCGGAAUUUUCAGCUUCGAGCAUGGUCAUGCUCAUCAUGGCCAUGACCACGAUCAUUCUCAUGGCAAUGAGAACAUGCACGGCAUAUUUUUGCACAUUCUUGCCGAUACACUUGGCUCAGUGGCAGUCGUCAUUUCAACCAUUCUCGUGCAUUACUCCGGUUGGGCCGGCUACGACCCAUUGGCAUCAUGCUUCAUCGCCGUAUUGAUUUUCGCCUCGGCCGUUCCUUUAGUUAGCAGCACGGCCAAGUCACUGCUACUCACUCUGCCAGGCGACACCGAGUAUAAUGUUCGGGAAACACUAGCAGGAGUCAGCACUUUGAGAGGUGUGGAACGGUAUCUUCCGGACAUAGCCAUUCCCACGACCAUUCUAGCCAUGGAGACUGUGAUCAUAGUCACGAUCAUAGCCAUAGUCACAGCCAACACCAUCACGAUCAUGAGCACGACCACGCCCAUGAGCAUGGCCAUUCUCAUGCUCACAGCCAUGGCCAUGGCCACAGUCACGGUCACGAUCACGACCAUGCGCAUGAGAAGAAACCCCAGAACGUCCUCGGGGUGA
Penicillium griseofulvum is the source of this 2442-nucleotide messenger RNA. RefSeq names its product metal cation transporter MSC2. Bases 1 to 2442 code for a protein of 813 amino acids. Gene Ontology annotation, biological process: zinc ion transport; transmembrane transport; intracellular zinc ion homeostasis. Gene Ontology annotation, cellular component: membrane; Golgi apparatus. The record is from RefSeq and is a predicted model, not a curated record. Gene Ontology annotation, molecular function: zinc ion transmembrane transporter activity. NCBI's taxonomy places the organism in Eukaryota, Fungi, Ascomycota, Eurotiomycetes, Eurotiales, Aspergillaceae. The transcript has 5 exons.